Molecule: messenger RNA, 1697 nt
Organism: Eutrema salsugineum
Lineage: Eukaryota; Viridiplantae; Streptophyta; Magnoliopsida; Brassicales; Brassicaceae
Product: WRKY transcription factor 44
Exons: 5
Coding region: 245-1552 (435 amino acids)
Biological process (GO): regulation of DNA-templated transcription
Molecular function (GO): DNA-binding transcription factor activity; sequence-specific DNA binding
Source: RefSeq, a predicted model, not a curated record
CCCUACUUUGACACGUGUCCCUUACAGUGUCGGCGUGGCUCAACGAACUGGAACUGAUACGACGGAUAAGAUACAUCAACGCGCCAUAACCAAAACUCGAGUUCGGAUAAAGCCCGGAUCUUUCUAACUCCAAAGAAGGGUUUCAUUCCUCAAAUCUUUUUCAGAGCUUUAGAUUUGGCAUGAUCUCUCUUUGUUGAAUCAAGCUUUCUGACUGGAAAAUUUUGGGUAGUGAGGUUCUGAAAUAAUGGAGGUGAAAGAGAGUGAAAGAGUGGUAAUAGCAAAACCAGUGGCUUCAAGGCCUUCCUGCUCUAGCUUCAGGACAUUCACUGAGCUUCUGACUGAUUCAGUUACCGUAUCUCCUCAAUCGAAUUGCCACGAUACUGUAGACGCUGCUAUAAGACCAAAGACUCUGAGGUUUAAACAGCCAGCAGCUCCGGUCUCAUCUCCGCGGGUGAUUCAACGAGUUGCUGAUGGCAAUGGCAUUGGCAAGUCUUGUGAUGAUUCAGAUAGCAAAAACUACGUCGUUUAUAAACCGAAAGCAAAGCUAGUCUCCAAAGCAACCGUCUCUGUAUUGGCUAAUAUGCUUCAGGGGAAUCCUCAACAGACUUGGAGACAAACCGAAGCAGCAGCAUAUGGGAAGAGUGUGAGCCAAGGUACGCAUCGAGCAGGUACUAAUCUUGUCCAAAAAGUUCCAUCCUUUACGGAAUCAGAGACAUCGAUCGGGGACAGAUCUUCCGUGGAUGGAUACAACUGGAGGAAAUACGGACAGAAGCAAGUUAAAGGAAGCGAGUGUCCAAGGAGUUACUACAAAUGCACGCACCCUAAAUGUCCGGUGAAGAAGAAAGUAGAGAGAUCAAUGGAAGGUCAAGUUUCAGAGAUUGUGUAUCAAGGUGAGCAUAACCACUUAAAACCGUCUUGUCCUCUUCCACGUCGCGCUUCGUCAUCAUCCUCUUCAGGGCUUCAGAAACCACCAAAAGGGCUUGUUUCGGAAGGAUCAAUGGGACAAGACACUAAUAGUGUCUAUCAUCAAUCUCUUUGGAGCAGUCAAAGCAGUGACUCUUCCCAAAACAGAACAGAGAAGAUGAAUGAGGGUUGUGUUGUAACUCCGUUCGAGUUUGCUGUUCCUAGAUCGGCUAAUUCAACUGGUGGUACUUCGGAUUCCGGUUGCAGAAGUAGCCAGUGUGAUGAAGGAAGCAUUGGAGGAGAGCUUGAUGAUCCAAGCAGAAGCAAAAGAAGCAGGAAGAACGAGAAGCAAUCAAGUGAAGCAGGAGUAUCACAGGGUUCAGUGGAGUCAGACAGUCUUGAAGAUGGAUUCAGGUGGAGAAAGUAUGGACAGAAAGUGGUUGGAGGCAAUGCUUAUCCGAGAAGUUAUUACAGAUGCACGAGCGCGAAUUGCAGAGCAAGGAAACACGUUGAAAGAGCGAGUGAUGAUCCAAGAGCUUUCAUUACAACCUACGAAGGUAAACACAAUCACCAUUUGCUCUUGAGACCUCCUACUUCGUCUACCAAUCUUCCCUUUAACUCCACUCAGCAUUCUAAGCAACCGAUUUGAUGCUUCUUACUCAAUCUUCAUAGCACAUUAAUUAAUCGUUUUCUUGUUUUGCACUGUGAAUUUGUUUAUUUUACAUCAAAAUUGUAAGGACAAGAAGACAGUUGUUAUUUAACAAACAAAGAAACAACAACAAGAAAAAAGCAAA